Messenger RNA from Ananas comosus (pineapple), 1561 nucleotides. Its product is annotated as putrescine hydroxycinnamoyltransferase 1-like. The record is from RefSeq and is a predicted model, not a curated record. Gene Ontology annotation, molecular function: acyltransferase activity, transferring groups other than amino-acyl groups. The transcript is spliced from 2 exons. NCBI's taxonomy places the organism in Eukaryota, Viridiplantae, Streptophyta, Magnoliopsida, Poales, Bromeliaceae. Bases 73 to 1380 code for a protein of 435 amino acids.
CAUAACUAAAGAAGAGAAGAGUGAGAUAAAAUCUUAGAGAGAGAGAGAGAGAGAGAGAGAGAGAGAGAGAGAAUGGUGGAGGUGGAAAUAGUGGAAUCAGAUGUAGUAGUUCCAAGUGAAGUGACCCCAAAUCACACUCUAUGGCUAUCAAAUCUCGACCUACUGGUGGCCAGGAGCCACACUCCAACGGUCUACUUCUACCGCCCCAACGGUCACAAUCCGGGCUUCUUUUCGGUGCAGGCACUCAAACAGUCCUUGGCCAAGGCACUUGUGAUUUUCUACCCGCUCGCCGGCCGGCUCCACGUGGGCCCGACUGGCCGCAUCGAGAUCCGGUGCACCGGUGAGGGGGCCCUCUUCGUCAUGGCACGAUCCAAAUCCGUGCUCGACGAGUUCGGGGACUUCGCGCCCUCCGCGGAGAUGCGGCGGCUUCUCGUGCCCAAAGCGGAGCCCGCCAACCCGCCUUGCAUCUUGGUCUUGGUUCAGGUAACGUUCUUCAAGUGCGGCGGCGUAUGUCUGGGCGUGGCGGUGCACCACACGGCCGCAGAUGGCCUCGGCGCCCUGCAUUUCGUCAACGCGUGGGCCGACAUUGCCCGCAGCGCCGAACUCCCCACGCCGCCCUUUCUCGACCGCACGCUCCUCCGCGCCCGUCGACCCCCCGCGGUGCUCUUCGACCACGCCGAGUACUCCCAGAACACGCGAUCCGCCGCCACGCCGCCCUUCGACUCCACAAUCCUGCGGCUCUCCAAAGACCAGCUCAAUUUCCUCAAGAGCACGGCCCUUGGCUCGCAAAAGCGACUCUCCACAUUCAAAGCGGUUGUUGCGCACGUGUGGCGGGCCGCGUGUGAGGCCCGGGGGCUUGGCGGCGCAGAAACUACCACUCUGUACAUGACGGCCGACGCGCGAACGCGUGUGAGCCCGCCGCUCCCGCAAAACUUUCUAGGCAAUGCCAUAUUCAGAACAUCCGCAACUGCGAAAGUGGAGGACGUACUAUCAAACUAUCUCGAAUUCGGAGGUGAAAGAAUUCAGGAAGCGACCGCGAGACUAAACGAUGGUUUCGUGAGGUCGCUGAUAGACUACCUGGAUUCGGUGGACGACGUUAGGGGGCUGCAGAAGGGGGCGUGGGCGAUGCCCGGGACGGAUCUGUGGGUCAUUAGCUGGCUGGGGCUGCCGAUCUACGAGGCUGACUUCGGGUGGGGGAGGCCGGUCUUUAUGGGCCGCGCUUGUUUACAAUUCGCCGGGCUGGUGUUUGUCAUGCACGGCCCCGAGGGCGACGGAGGGAUCUCCGUCGCCGUCGCCCUGGAGCCGGAGAACAUGCCCCGGUUCAAAGCGGUUUUCUACAAGGGUUUGGACGGAAAAGGGGGUGAAUCAUCCCCAGUCUAAUCCACCGUUCACACUGCUUUGAGAUUUGAAUACUGUACGUGAUUGGAUUGUUGAUUAGACUAUCUCCAAAUCCUACGGAUGGUAUUCUUAUGUUUGUUCUUUUUUCGUUUUUAUUUGGAACAGUUUGUGACAAUGUUCUUUUCUUGGGGCUUUUCCUUUCCAAUAAAUGUCUUUUCUGUUU